Messenger RNA from Phycodurus eques (leafy seadragon), 4075 nucleotides. RefSeq names its product epoxide hydrolase 5 (gene ephx5). Gene Ontology annotation, biological process: arachidonate metabolic process; epoxide metabolic process. The record is from RefSeq and is a predicted model, not a curated record. The transcript has 9 exons. Lineage: Eukaryota; Metazoa; Chordata; Actinopteri; Syngnathiformes; Syngnathidae. Gene Ontology annotation, molecular function: epoxide hydrolase activity. The coding region runs from base 185 to 1585 and encodes 466 amino acids.
CCCGGUUCGUGUUUACGUCUUCCUUCCUAUUCGUUUUAUUUCAGACUGCUGGCAUUGCAUUCAGUGGUACCAUACCCAAUUGCAAUAGUUGACGUUUAUUUACACUUUUACGGAAGUGUUGUGAAUUUUGACUUUUUAAACAUUGGUGAAAUAAUCACACGCGGGCGUUCACCUUACGAACACGAUGCAAAGAGUACAUUUUUUGAAAGACUCCUUCCUGAGUUUGGAUGCGUUCCACAAGCAUAUUGUGAUUGGGACAGCAGUUGCAGCAGGGGUUGUGCUCUACAUUCAGCGCAGACGAUGUCACAAAGUCCAAACUGUUCCUCUUGGGGAAGGGUGGUGGGGAGCAGGCGAGAGGCAACAGUCAGAAGACGACAAGAUUUAUUAUUUUGAGGUGCAGACCUCAGAUGAUGAAAUCAAGGACCUUCAUGAGCGACUUGACAAAACCCGCUACACUCAUCCUCUGGAAGAUUGCGCCUUUCAGUAUGGAAUCAAUUUAACUUAUCUCAAGAGCGUGGCUUCCUACUGGAGACAUGAGUUUGACUGGAAAAAACAAGUGGCCAUGCUGAACAAGUAUCCACACUUCAAAACUAAAAUUGAAGGAAUAGACGUGCAUUUUAUACACGUGCGGCCAACUCAAACAAAACAGAAGGUUGUCCCACUUAUGCUUGUUCACGGCUGGCCAGGCUCCUUCUUUGAAUUCUACAAGAUCUUGCCACUUCUCACAGAAAGCAACAUUGAUCUUGCCUUUGAGGUUAUUUGCCCGUCUAUACCUGGCUAUGGUUUCUCUGAGGCCCCUCAUCAAAAAGGUUUUGACAGUCUCGCUGCUGCCAGAAUUUUCCUGAAGCUGAUGGAGCGUUUAGGGUUCUUGCAGUUCUAUCUGCAGGGAGGAGACUGGGGCUCCCUCAUCACCACCAACAUGGCACAAAUAAAACCUCAGUGUGUGAAAGGUCUCCACUUAAACAUGUUUAUGAUGAGAAGAGGGUUUAAAGUGUUGCUGUCCCUCCUGAUUGGCCCUUAUCUUCCCUUCUUGGUGGGGCUGAGCCGGGAAGAUGUCCGCCGCUUGUUCCCUUUCUUUGAAAAGAAUGUGUGGACCAUCUUGAGGGAAUCGGGCUAUUUUCACAUUCAGGCAACCAAACCUGACACCAUGGGCUGUGGAGUGAAUGACUCUCCUGUAGGCUUGGCUGCCUGCAUUCUGGAGAAGUUCUCCACCUGGACUAACCUGGAGAACAUAUAUUUGGUGGACGGUGGGCUGGAAAGGAAAUUUAGCCUGGAUGAUCUCUUAACGAAUAUCAUGAUCUACUGGACCACAGGCUCCAUUGUCUCCUCCAUGCGCUUCUACAAAGAGAACCUUCAGGGUAAUCUAGACGACAGGGUUGAUUCAAGGACAGGGAUAUUUGUGCCCACUGGACUGGCUGCCUUCCCUGGAGAGCUAAUGCACUGCCCCAAAUCGUGGGCCCAAAUUAGGUUUCAUAACAUUGUCUCCUACACAUUCAUGCCUCGAGGUGGUCACUUUGCUGCCUUUGAGGAGCCUCAGCUGCUUGCCAGUGAUCUAAUCCAGUUUGUUAGAAAGGUGGAGCUUUGAACACACACACACACACACGUUAGUCAGCAUACACAUAUUCCACAAUAUCUCAGAAGACAAAGAUCUAUAAGUAUAUAAUUAUUAUAUAAUUCUUAAUUGUCAAACAAUUUUAGAAAAUAGGUUGUAAACACAAUAAACACUGUGAUUUAAACUGCAGGUCCAAGUGCUCAAUAUUCGAUUUCCGUCUUUUUAGAUGUACAUUUCAAGCGACACAUACUAUCUGAUAUGACUGUGUUUACAUUCAUAGAACUAAUGAAACAACAUGUAUUUGCAGAUGCCCAAAUUAUAUGUAAUAGCUCCACAUGCGUCAACACUGAGCAGCAACAACAUGGCAGUAAACAAUAGAUAAAUACUGGAAUACAAAUACAGUAUUAAACGUUACAUACCAUUGAGUCGGUCUGGGCUGACUCUUCCCCACCCGUUGAUUUAGAUAAGGGUAACCUCCAUAUUACUUAAUUGGCUGCCGUCUGCAAUAAUUAAUUUCAAUCAUCGACACACCUAAUGAACCACAUUUAGACUAUGCUGUAUGCCAAGGGUCACCGACACAGUGGCCGCAGGAACCAGGGUGCGCCCACAUGCCCAUAAAAAAAAAGGGCUCACCACCAGUGAAAUUCAAGUCCCAAGUGCCAAUAUAAUGAUUGAAUUAUUGUGAGAACCAAUAUGAUCAGUGUCUUCACAUAGAUGAAUAUAAUUAGUUAUUUAUAACAUAAAGGUGAUUUCAUCUAAUUUGUUAUUUUAGAGGGGUGUAUCAAACUGGUAGCCCUUCACAUUAAUCAAUACCAAAUAAGUACAUCAGAUCUCAUUUUGAGAAAGGAAAAUUGUGCCGUAGUUGUCCUGUUGGAACUUGGCCAAUUUCCCAUGACAAAUACAAUUGUUUAUGAAUGGUGUCUGCUUAAAAAAAUAAAUAAAUAAAUAAAUACAUAAGUGUUCCCAUGUAACAAAGCUACCUCUCCAAAUAAGAUAUUGCACAUCAUAUGCCAUGAAAUGUUAUUACAAUAAUUCAUAAUCUUUUUUUUUUUUUUAAUUCUAAUUCUAAAUUUAUUGUUCUCCAAUUUGGCUUUGGAGUUAUGACCUACUUUUUUUUUAUACAAUUUUUUUUCUUCUCAGGAAACAAACUGGUUUGAUUUAGAAGUGCAACAGCAUUUCACAAGACCUAACACUUUGUUUGAGUGUAGCAAGUAAAAAAAGCAACAACAAAAAAACUAAUACCGUAACCCCCUUCAGCACUGGACAGACAGAGGUGCAUAUAUCCAACCCAAUACAGGGUUAAAAUAUUGUUUCUUAAUAAUAAUUUAAAAUAAAAAGCAUUCAUAAAAACACAAUCAAUGCAAUCUGUUGUAAACACCACAACAGUAUUAAUAUAAACAUACAAUUUCCUAUCGGACUUAUUUCGUACUAUAAACAAUUUGCCAAUGUUCAGUUCAGUGUCGCUGCACUUUUAAGUCAAACGAGCAUUAAUUGCAAAUUAUUCAACAGAUUACAUGAAUGAACCCUACAAGAUUUAAAUAUGGUGUUUUAAUUUCAGUGAUUAUUUCUAUGCAAAAAAAAAAAAAAGAAAAAAAAAAAAAACACAUUUCAAGUGACAGUAAAAGUUUGGGCCAACAGGAGGGUUUGUGUGCACAUGAAGCCUCACGAAAUCAACCUUUUUGUGAACCAAUUGGAUGGAAAGCUUCAAGCCUCUUCUUAUCUGACCAUCACUACUUUAUAGGUUCUGCUGUAUUUUGCAAAGACUAUUAAAAAAAACAAAAAACAAGCAUACCUCUUGUGAAUCAACUUCAUUUUUAAUAAGAUUGUUGCAAUAUUUAGUAAAAAUAUCAUGGCUUAAAGUGAGUUUUCUGGGGCGGGGGGAGUGUUCAUGCUUUCCGGUUGAGGUAAAUUGCAGAUUUUAAUUACAGUUGUUACUAUUUUUAUACUAUUUGUCCAAUGUUUUUGUGUUUUCCAUUGCUCUAGCUCACUCUCAAUAUAUUAAGUGUUUCAAUGUAUUUUUGUUGUUUUAUGUGUGUUUAUAUAGACCUUUCAAACAAUUUGAAAAUGGAACAAAAACAUGUCAAGGGUGUAUUUAAAUAGGUAUAUUUCUAUGUCACGGAUUUCACUUAUUGCAGAGGUGGACUGGAAUGUGACCCCCACGAUGGAGUGGGGAUUACUGCAAACAGAUAAUCAGUUUGAAUGGAAAACCAAUUUAUUAUCAUCUACUUUAUGAACAGAUAAAACUAUCUGAUGAAAAAAAAAUACCUGGUUAUUUAUACUUUUAAACAAAAGGACUUUACUAUAAUGUGACUCAAGUAAAAAGUAGUCCUCCAAAAAAUACUUGAGUAAGAGUAAAGUACACAGUGAAAUAAUUACUCAAGUACUGAGUAAAUUGCACCAAAAAAAUAAAUAAAAAAACAAAAACAUUUUCAAUUCACUGCACGGUAUUUUCUCAAGUUAUAUGUGAGCUGAAAUAUCCACGUUUGGGCAGACCGUUCCAGACAAAUACUACAAUACAUGAAA